Messenger RNA from Silurus meridionalis, 1936 nucleotides. RefSeq names its product actin related protein 10 (gene actr10). Gene Ontology annotation, biological process: retrograde axonal transport of mitochondrion. The transcript has 13 exons. The record is from RefSeq and is a predicted model, not a curated record. The coding region runs from base 113 to 1366 and encodes 417 amino acids. NCBI's taxonomy places the organism in Eukaryota, Metazoa, Chordata, Actinopteri, Siluriformes, Siluridae.
CAGUGCAGGACCUCUGCCCCGCCCUGAAGAACCACCGAGCGCUAGCUGUUAUCGUGGAGAUUAUCUUCUGUGUGGUUUAAACUUGAAAUUAUAUUAAAAAAUAUAAAAUAAAAUGCCUCUGUUUGAGGUUUUGGGGAGCGGAGGAGAGAAAACAGCUGUUGUCAUUGAUUUGGGAGCUGCAUAUACAAAAUGCGGCUUUGCUGGCGAGACUGCGCCGAGGUUUAUCAUUCCUAGUGAGAUCCAGCGUCCUGGCCUCCAGCAGCCUAUUAAGGUGGUGCAGUACAACAUAAACACAGAGGAGCUGUACACCAACUUAAAGGAAUUCAUUCACACAUUGUACUUCCGGCAUUUGCUUGUGAAUCCACGUGACAGAAGAGUGGUUAUUAUUGAGUCUAUCCUCUGCCCUUCGCACUUCAGGGAAACCCUGUCACGGGUCUUUUUUAAACACUUUGAGGUUCCAUCAGUGCUUUUUGCCCCCAGUCAUCUAAUGUCCAUCAUGACUUUAGGUGCCAACUCUGCUCUCGUCAUGGACUGUGGAUAUACUGAAACCCUGGUGCUGCCCGUUUAUGAAGGAAUUCCAAUUCUGUCUGCAUGGGAGGCCUUGCCAAUGGGGGGAAAAGCCAUUCACAAAGAGUUGGACUGUCUGCUGAUGGAGCAGUGCACUGUGGACACGGACUCGAGCACCAGCCAGAGUUUACCAACUGUUUUAGGCACCAUUACAGAAGAGGUUGUAGAGGAUAUCAAAGUUAGGACAUGUUUUGUCAGUGAUUUGCAGAGAGGCCUGAAAAUCCAGGAAGCCAAGUUCAACAUGGAUGGAACUGCAGAGAGACCUGCUCCUCCACCUGAUGUAGAUUAUCCAUUGGAUGGAAUGAAGAUCCUUCACAUUAAAGGGUCGAUCAGAGACUCUGUUGCUGAGAUGCUGUUUGAACAGGACAAUGAAGAAAAAUCUAUUGCUUCACUAGUGCUCGAUACUCUAGUUAAGUGCCCCAUCGACACACGUAAGGUUUUAUCUGAGAACUUGAUGGUAAUCGGUGGCACAGCCAUGCUACCUGGCUUCCUUCACCGCCUCUUGGCUGAAAUACGUUUGCUCGCAGAAAAACCCAAAUACAGUGACGCUCUCGCCUCCAAGAGCUUUCGCAUUCACAGUCCACCGGCCAAACCCAACUGCACUGCCUGGCUUGGGGGGGCCAUAUUUGGAGCAUUGCAGGACAUCCUGGGUAGUCGCUCUGUGUCCAGGGACUACUACAAUCAAACAGGACGCAUUCCUGACUGGUGCAGUCUCACUAGUCCUCCACUGGAGUCACUGUAUGAUGUUGGAAAAACAGGCCCUCCACUUAUGAAGAGGGCUUUCUCCACAGAGAAAUAAUGCACUAGUGAUGCAUCUUCCUUGAAACAGAAGGACUUGCAUCAUCAAAAAUAAAAUUUGCCCGAACUCAAUCAUUAUCAAAGCGGUCACGUAUUGUGCGUCUCUGUGAUUUUGUGUGUAGCAGUUCACAAAAAGAAGAGCAGCGGUAGAACCACUAGGUGGCACUUUCUAUUACAAAAAACUCUGGCAGGGCAGAUGAUAAGAACAUUUUAACCACAUGUCUUUUGUCAGCUUGAGGCAUUUAAACAAUUAUUCCAAGAACAAGUUUAACAGAAAAAUAGCUGAACAUAACUAAACAGCUUUGAGCUUAAUAACCCACCACUGCUGUGGCAGAGAUUUUACCGCUCCCGGAGUGAGGAAAAUAGCAACAUUUAUUAAGAAAUUGUUUAAAUAUUAUUAGUUAUUUUCCUGCAAAUAAUGUUCAUGUCAGUGCUUUUAAAAAGUUUGCACUGACACAAGUUAAAAGAUCCCAACUUGUAUUUAAUUUAUUUGUAUUUACAUAUUAGAUGCUGAAAAAGCUGUUAAAAUGCAUUGUGUCUUAUGUGUACUAAAUAAAUAUUUCAAAGGAAA